UAAAUACAAGAAUUUUUGAAAUAUGUUCGAUGUUCCACCCAAAUGCCCGGCACUGGCUAACAAAUUGAGCGGACUCUUUGGCUGGCGACACACCUACAAGGUGGCAUCCAAGCAUGAGGGCAUAUCACAUGGCAAUCUCCACAAAUCCUAUUCCCUGACAUUGCCCAAGCGUCCGCCAUCGCCAUCAAAUUAUUCGUGUAUGAAGCCCGAUUCAUGGGUGAGCGUGACCCAUUUACAAACACAAUCGGGAAUCCUCGAUCCAGAUGAUUGUGUACGCGAUGUGGCCGAUGAUCGAGAACAGAUAUUGGCCCAUUUUGAAGAUCCCGGCCCGGAUCCGGGUGUGCCGCAGGGCGGCGGUGAUGGUGCUUCGGGCAGCUCAUCGGUGGGCACCGGUUCGCCAGAUAUUUUUCGCGAUCCAACCAAUACAGAGGCGCCCACACGAGAUCUCUCGACGCCGCAUAUUGAAGUGACCAGCACAACAUCGGGACCAAUGGCUGGUCUGGGUGUGGGUUUAAUGGUGCGCCGCAGCAGUGAUCCCAAUUUGCUGGCCUCUCUCAAGGCUGAGGGCAGCAAUAAACGUUGGUCGGCUGCUGCUCCGCACUAUGCUGGCGGGGAUUCGCCUGAACGUUUGCUCUUGGACAAGGCUGGGGGUCAAUUAUCACCCCAGUGGGAAGAGGAGGAUGAUGGCGGCGGCGGUGGUGGAGGGGCUGGACAGCAACAUCAUCAGCAUCUCCAGCAUAAAUCGGAUCCAAUGGCAACUGCAUCUGGAGCAACAGCAGCAGGAGGAGGAGCCACAGCCAAUCAUCAGCCAUUUGCUCGUUCCGGUCGCUUGUCGAUGCAAUUUCUUGGAGAUGGCAACGGCUACAAAUGGAUGGAGGCUGCCGAGAAGCUACACCAUCAGCACCAUCAACAACCACAUCAGACUCAUGCCAUCACUUCGGCCCAAGCGCAAUCCUCAUUGCCAAAUAGUGCCUAUUCCAGCAAAUCCUUACCCAGAGAGAGCAAGCGUAAGGAACCCCUGGGACAGGCGUAUGAAUCCAUACGGGAGAAAGAUGGCGAAAUGCUGCUAAUUAUCAAUGAGUACGGCAGUCCAUUGGGUCUUACGGCUCUGCCAGAUAAGGAGCAUGGCGGUGGACUCUUGGUCCAGCACGUAGAACCCGGCAGUCGAGCCGAACGUGGUCGCCUCCGUCGCGACGAUCGCAUCCUCGAAAUCAAUGGCAUUAAACUGAUUGGUCUAGCCGAAUCCCAGGUCCAAGAGCAGUUACGUCGUGCCCUAGAGUCCUCGGAGUUGAGAGUGCGGGUCCUACGUGCCGAUCACCAGCGACGUCAACGGCAGCGUUCCGAUUCCAAAGUUGCUGAAAUGGUGGAAGUGGCCACCGUGUCGCCCACACGCAAACCCCAUGCUGCUCCCGUAGGCACAUCCCUGCAGGUGGCCAAUACCCGUAAACUGGGACGUAAAAUUGAGAUCCUGCUGAAGAAAGGACCCAAUGGCUUGGGCUUCUCGGUGACCACGCGUGACAAUCCAGCUGGCGGACACUGCCCCAUCUACAUUAAGAAUAUAUUACCACGCGGAGCUGCCAUAGAAGAUGGCCGCCUAAAGCCCGGCGAUCGUCUGCUAGAAGUUGACGGCACUCCAAUGACAGGGAAAACGCAAACCGAUGUGGUGGCCAUACUUCGAGGAAUGCCAGCUGGUGCCACUGUACGGAUUGUGGUGUCGCGACAACAGGAACUGGCCGAGCAGCCAGCCCCAUCAGAACCUUUGGAGAAGCCAGUGGCAGUUCCUCCUCCAUCAUUGCCAGGAGCAGUUGCUGGUCCAUCAUCAUCAUCAUCAUCUAAUGCCAAUAUGCAGGUACAAAAGUCCAGUUCGGCUCGUUCACUCUUCCAGUCGCAGCUAAACGAAUCUCAGCACUUCAUUGAUGCGGGCAGCGAGUCGGCAGCUUCAAACGAUAGUCUGCCUCCUGGAAACAACAGCUGGCAAUCACGUGAGGAACUUACUCUUCACAUACCCGUUCACGAUACGGAAAAGGCCGGCCUUGGUGUUAGUGUCAAGGGCAAGACCUGUUCGAAUCUAAAUGCUUCCACCUCAUCAUCCUCGUCGACGUCUCACAGUAAUGGCCAAAUGAAGCAUGACGGUGAUCUGGGAAUAUUCGUGAAGAAUGUGAUUCACGGCGGUGCCGCCUCCCGCGACGGCCGACUGCGCAUGAACGACCAAUUGCUUAGCGUGAAUGGUGUGUCGUUGCGUGGGCAAAAUAAUGCCGAGGCUAUGGAGACACUACGUCGCGCCAUGGUCAAUAAUCCGGGUAAACAUCCAGGCACCAUAACUCUGUUGGUGGGUCGAAAGAUAUUGCGCUCGGCCAGCUCCAGUGAUAUAUUGGAACAGCAGGCGGCAGCUGCCUCGAUUGGUGGUCUCAAUCAUAGCACGAGCAGCAGCAGCGGCGGCGGCGGUGCCGGCGGUGGAGGUGGCGGAAGCAACACUAAUAAUAGUAGUUCCAAUGCCAGCGAUAACUCGGGAGCCACUGUCAUCUAUUUAAGUCCCGAAAAGCGUGAGCAGCGCAUCAAUGGAGGAGGCGGAGGAGGAGCAAAUGUCGGCAGCGAUAUGAAUCGAUGGAGCAAUCCCGUUUUGGAUCGUCUAACCGGAGGUAUUUGCUCCACAAAUUCAUCGCAGCCAUCCAUGCAGCAGCCAUCAAUGCAGCAACACCAACAGCACCAGCAGCAGCAGCAGCAGUCAUCCGUGUCCCAGCAGCAGCGUCGCCUGCCACCUCCACCGGGCGCCUCGUUGCGCAAUGAAUCAUAUUACAUGGCUACCAAUGAUAACUGGUCACCGGCUCAGCUGCAGUUGCUCAAUGGGCAUGGGAAUACGGCUCUGCUUAUCGAAGACGAUGCCGAACCAAUGUCUCCAACCCUACCGGCGCGUCCGCAUGAUGGCCUUCACUGCAGCGCGAGCAGUGCUAACACAUCAUCGCAAGCAAACGCCACUCCAGGAGGCGGAGGAGGAGUAGCAGGUGGACCCGCUGUCACUGGCAACUUUGAUGCCACAUAUUCCUCACAGCUUAGCUUGGAGACAAACAAUUCUGGUGUGGAGCAUUUCUCACGUGAUGCAUUGGGACGACGCAGCAUUUCGGAGAAACAUCAUGCCGCUCUGGAUGCCCGCGAAACGGGCACCUAUCAACGGAAUAAGAAACUCCGUGAGGAACGAGAGCGCGAACGACGCAUUCAGUUGACCAAAUCGGCUGUUUAUGGUGGGUCCAUUGAAUCCCUAACAGUCCGCAUAGCCAAUGCCAAUGCCCAGUUGGCUGGAUAUAAGCACGCAAAGACAGCGUCCAGCAUAGAGCAGAGAGAACAACUUCAAUUGGCCGCCGAAGCGGAGGCCAGGGAUCAAUUAGGCGAUUUGGGACCAUCGUUGGGCAUGAAGAAAUCCUCAUCCCUGGAGUCCCUACAGACGAUGGUCCAGGAGCUGCAAAUGUCGGAUGAGCCACGCGGCCAUCAUGCGUUGCGUGCGCCACGCGGACGUGGUCGCGAGGACAGUUUGCGAGCGGCAGUUGUUAGUGAACCAGAUGCAAACAAGCCGCGUAAGACCUGGUUACUAGAGGAGGGCGACCAUGAGGGAGGCUUUGCCUCCCAACGUAAUGGUCCCUUCCAGAGCUCUUUGAACGAUGGCAAACAUGGCCAUAAGUCGCGUGCCAAAAAACCAAGCAUACUGCGUGGCAUUGGACACAUGUUCCGCUUCGGCAAGAAUCGUAAGGAUGGUGUGGUGCCAGUGGAAUCCACUUAUGCGGUCACCACAUCGCCACCCUCAUCGGUUGUCAUCUCCACCACAAAUAUUCCGCCAACGGCAGCUCCACCCCCCAUUCCCACAGCCGCUUUGGCUGCAAUGGAGAGAAAUGUUGGUAAACCACCAGCCUAUCAGCCCCCGCCACCGCUUCCAGCUCCAAAUGGUGUGGGAUCACUGCAUGGUGGUAUACAUCAGAAUGAUAUAUUUAAUCAUCGCUAUCAGCACUAUGCCAACUACGACGAUUUGCAGCAACAUCAGCAGCAGCAGCAGCAACAACAGCAGCAACAGCAGCAGCAACAUCAUCAAAUUAGUGAUGCCAGCUCGAUACAAGAGACGCUCUCGGAAUCAACAUUGGAAUGCAUGCGCCAACAGGUGAUCAGACAACGCAUUAAGGUGGAGGCUGAAAGUCGUCGUCAUCAGCAUUACCAUUCGCAACGCAGUGCCCGCUCCCAGGACAUCAGUCUUCAUUCAUCCGCCUCUGCUUCUGUCUCUGCCUCUUCAUCGCAUCAACAGCCAUCGUCAGGCGUGACCAAUGGCAUGCGUCCCAUCAGCAGCUUUUACGAAUAUGAGACAGUGCAACAGCAGCGCGUGGGCAGCAUUAAGCAUAGCUCCUCAUCCUCAUCAUCGCCCAUCAAUGUGCCGCACUGGAAGGCUGCUGCCUUGAAUGGAUAUUCGCCGGCUAGCCUCAAUAGCAGUGCACGCAGUCGUGGACCCUUUGUCACCCAGGUGACUAUUAGGGAGCAACAGCAUCAACAUCAUCACCAUCAACAGCAGCAGCAACAGCAGCAGCAGCAGCCCACCUAUCAGACAGUACAGAAAAUGAUUGGAGCACCCACAUCGUCAUCAUCCCAGCCACAUGCCUCUAAAGUUUGACUAUAGGUGCUGGCGCAUGCGCGCGCCUCACGCGAUGUCCUGCUCCUUGAGCAGGGUCAAAAAAUGGGAGAGAUCAAUGAGGUGGAAGUGUUCUACUAUGCCACCGAGUGCUAAUAAAAACAAAAAUCAAAGAGCAUUCCCAAACCUAAUCCUUCCUAUGCGAGAGACGUUAGCAGCCGGCAACAAUUUAGUGCAGUGAACAACCAACAUUUAUUUAAUAUAUAUAUAAUGUUUUUUUUUUCGUUUUUUUUUUUUUUACUUUUUAAAACACAUGAAAUGAAUUUUGUCUAAAAAAAUUUCCCAGCAUUACAUUUAAGUUCAUUUAAUUGUAGAAUUGUGUAAACUUAGUUCAUUCUCGUGACCCAAUUGGGUCCUUAAUUACUAUUUUUUAUAUCAUCAUAGAAUGAACUUGAAACUAAAUUUGUUUAUUCGUUCAUUGCAAUAUUAUUAAGUCACUUAUGUAUAAUGAGGAGUUCACUAAUGAACUUAUUCAACUCAAAUUAUUCCAUUUAGGAAACACACAAAGUAUUCCAAUUUCAUUAUAGAGAUUUGUAUAUACAUAUAAUCAAGUAAAAAAAAGAAAUGAAAAAUAUUUACAAAGUUGAACAGAAAAUAUGUCUCAAGUUCUUUGUAAAUAUUUAAUUUCUUUUUUUCUUUCUUUCUCGUGCCCAGGCUUUAAGGCGAAUGCCAUUUUUUUCCCCAACACAAGAAUUCAUACUUUAAUGUUAAAUCUUAAGUACUUAAAUUCCAGCAAAUAAAUGAAAGACAACGUUUAAUUUGAUUAUUUACCUAUAAAUAUAUAUACAUUAAUGAAAUAUAUUAUUAAAGGACAUAACAUUAAUUUGAUAAACUAGAAAUAUUAAGUAUUUUUGUAUAUAAUUGAGCGAAACAAAUAUUUACAAAGCUGAGAAAAAGAAAAUGUCGCAAGUGUCCUUUGUAAAUAUAUAUAAAUAGGUAUAUAUUUUUUUUGUGCCUAGGCUUUAAGGCGGACGCCAUUUUCUUAAGUGAAACUUAAAUAUUUUUUUCCCCAAACUUAAAGUAAUAAUUUACUAAAUGUUAAGUACUUAAAUACCGGUCCACAAAUUAAAAGAGAGAGACAACGUUUAUUUAGAUUAAUUAUAUAUACAUAAAUAUUAUACUACACAAUAUAUAGUAUAUACAUAAAUAGUUUAAAGAACAAUAUAACAUUAAUUAAAUAUACUAAAUAAUAAGUAUUUUGUAAAUUGUGAAAUUGUAUUGCGAAAAUUAAAAGCAACAAACUGUCGAUUUCCCUCAAAAA
Messenger RNA from Drosophila willistoni, 5924 nucleotides. RefSeq names its product partitioning defective 3 homolog (gene baz). The record is from RefSeq and is a predicted model, not a curated record. Gene Ontology annotation, biological process: establishment of cell polarity; establishment or maintenance of epithelial cell apical/basal polarity; intracellular protein localization. Bases 23 to 4645 code for a protein of 1540 amino acids. The transcript has 8 exons. NCBI's taxonomy places the organism in Eukaryota, Metazoa, Arthropoda, Insecta, Diptera, Drosophilidae. Gene Ontology annotation, molecular function: protein binding; phosphatidylinositol binding. Gene Ontology annotation, cellular component: adherens junction; cell cortex; apical plasma membrane.